AUGCAUACGAUACCUCUCGACGGCAAGAGUCAGAGAGCUAGUGUUAGGAUAAGCUGCAGCAGCAUCGUUGCCGCUGCUGGAAGUUGCCGACCUUCCGGCGCGGACGAAGGAGAGUCGGGCGAAGAAGGCGACGAGGAAGAAGAGAGUUCGCCGCAGGUAUCCGAAGAGGAGGCCGAACCAAGCACGGCGAAAACCCCGCCCUCGAAAGGAAAGGGGGCCAAGUCCACCCCCGCCCCGAAGGCGAAAGCAACUACCACUGCCAACACAGCAGCGGCGUCGGUCUCCAAGUCUAAGAAGUCCAAGCCCAAGCCCGGUACCAAGAAACCCCCAGGCCCCGGCGCUAAGAAACGCCAACGCUCUUCCGUCGGGAAGGCCGACAGCGGCGGCUGUGGCAGUCUCGGCGGCGGAGGCGGAGGCGUCUCCGCUACGCCUGCGUGGAUGCGGCAGCGGUGGGUGCAGGUCGGCAAGACCGACGCCGAGGCUAACGUUCCGGUGACGCCUAGCCCGGUGACGGACGCCGACUUCGACGAGAUGGUUCGGUCCUGCGUGAGGAACGACGCCAUGGAGAAGGUCAAGACGAAGAGAGCGGCUCUUGCGAAACGCCUCCAGGCCAUCACCGGGGGGAAGGAGAGGCAGGACGUGCUCGGACAAGCGCUGAGAGAAAAGAACAGGCACUGGGACUUCCUGCUGAAGGAGAUGAUGUGGAUGGCCGAUGACUUCCAGCAAGAGCGAAAGCGACACAUGAGCGCACGCAAGAAGCAGGCUAGGUCAGUGCUGCUGCACUUCCGCGGCCACGAGGCUCGCAAGGCAAAGAAGGCUAAGGAGGAGCAGCUGGCCCUUAGGAGGGGAGCGUCCAAGGUUGCUAGGGAUGUUCGGGCGUUCUGGGGGAAGCUGAACAAGGUCAUCGCGUACAAGCAGCGCCUGGAGGCGGACGAGUGCAGGCGGAAGGCCAUGGACAAGCACCUCGUUUUCCUCGUCAAGCAGACGGAACGUUACAGCCCACUCGACGGUCCGUCGGGGGAUGUCAGCAGUGACCCCAUGGAUUCAGACGAAGACGCCUUCAGCGACGACUCCGGGGCGUACAUGGAGGAUAUAAUGAUGCUGAGAGCCGACCAAAAAGAGUCGGAGGUGUCGCAAGGCCUUGGGGGAGGCGGGGCCGGCAGCGGCGGAGGCGGGGGCGGCGCUAGCAGCAUGGAAGAGGUGGAAGAGGAAGAAGAGGACGGGGAGCAGGAGGAGGAGUUCAGUGAGCCGGGAGAGGAUACCCUCGUGGACGACGAAACGACCCUGGCCGAGGAGGAGCGACGAGCUGCCCUGGACGCCAGACAAGGCCGUAGCGAUGACGGAAAGGACAGCGACAGGGGCGAUGUCUCCGGGGGGGGAGGGGUGGCGGGCGCGGCCCUGGCGGAGCUCCGAGCCCUCCAGGAGGACGUUGAACUCCCGGUGGCGGCAGUCGUCGACAAGCUGUACCCGGCGACGCAGCUGGCACCGCCGCCGCCGCCGACGAGCAGCGACGGAGCCCCCACCGCCGGGGCCCAAGCUCCCGGUGCCGGGGCGGCGUCGGCGGACGGCCUGGAAGGGUGGAUCGAGCGGGCGGCGCGGGACGAUGGUGUCGGUGUUGGCGGUGGUGCGGGUAGCGAGGCGUGGGAAGAGGAGGGGGAGUUCGUGCCGAUGGGGGAGGACGUGGACGACGAAACCACGCUUGACGCCGAGGACGCGCUAGCGAGAGGGGCCGGAGAAGCCGUCUCCGGUGGCAGCAGCGGUGCCGGGCCCUCGUCCGCUGCUGCCGCAGAAGCGGCGGAACUGGCUCGCCUCAAGGCCGAAGCGGAGCUGCCGAUCGAGGAACUGAUGCGAUUGUACGCCGCGCAGGAUGGAGGAGGAAGAGGAGAUACUGACUUUGACGACGACGACGUGUUUAGCGGCGGUGAUGUGUCAUCCAUGGAAGAAGAAGUGGAGGAGGAGGCGGGGGCGACCGCCGCCGCCGCCGCCGCCGCCGCCGCUCAAGCGGCAGAGGAAGGCGGCGUUUCGGCCGGUGGCGGGGGUAGCACCAGCGGCGGGGGCAGCGGGGCGUCACCACCACGAAGACGGCGACAACGAGCCUCCACCGCGUUGUCAGCAACAGCUUCUGUGGUGGAUAGUGCGACUCCCGGAAUAGGUAGUAGCGGCAGCGGUAGUGGUGGUCGGGGGGGGGGCGUGGAGGAGGAGAAGGGGGGCGAGAGGGGAGAUGGGACAGAGGAGGGGAAUGAUGAGAAGGAGGACGCCGAGUUUGAGUUCCGAGAAGAAGCGGACGACGAAACCACCUUAGACGCAGAGGCCGCCCUUGCCGGCGACGGCGACGACGUGGCAGACGAGCUGGCGGCCCUUCGGGCGGAGGCUGACCUCCCCAUCGAGGAGCUCAGGCGUCUGGCCGCGGCCGGGCACGACGGCGAGGAAGACGAGCCGUUUUCGUCUGACGGUUUCGAUUCCGAACUCGACCUAGAGGGUGAAGAUGACGACGCGUACAGAAGAGGGGGGGGGAUCGAGGUUUCCAGGCUGCUGGAUGAGGCGGCGGUGGGGGCGGGGACGGACGAGGACGAGGACGGCGACGGGGAGUACGAGGAGGAGGAGGACGGAGGGGGAGAUGAUGUCGACGACGAAACCACCCUGCUGGAGGAGGAGGAGCGCGCGGCGAGAGAGGGUGGCGGCGGUGAUGGCGGUGCUCCCGGUGGAGGCGGGCGGGAGGGGGAGUUGAGCGCGCUAGAGGCGGAUCAGCUGAUCCCCGUGGAAGAGCUGCUCAAGGCUUACAACGUUGUGGCCGAGGAUAGCUCCGCCCAACGCCGCCGCCCCCGUCGGGUCCGUUUCAAGCCCGGGGGGGGGGGCGGCAGCGAGGCCGGCAGCGGCAGUGGGGCUGGGAACAGCAGCGGCAGCGGUAGCGGAGGCGGGGAAGGGGAAGGGGAAGGGGAAGGGGAGGCGGGGAUUGAAGGGGGUUCCGACGAAGAGAAGGAUGAUGACGACAGGGAGAAGGAGGGUGCUGGAGACUCGGACAUGGAGGUUCAGAGCGAUGAUGAUGAUGAGGAGGAGGUGGAGGAGGAGGAGGGGAGAGGGGACGCAUCGCCUGACGAUGCCGACGACGCGCUGCGGCGGCUGGAGGAGGCCGACGAAGCCGCCAGGGCCGUCCGCGUCCCCCGCCCGUUCCUGCUGGCGAAGUCCCUCCGCCUGAGAGAGUACCAGCACGCCGGGCUGUCGUGGCUCGUGUCCCUCCACGAGAGAAGGCUGAACGGAAUCCUCGCGGACGAGAUGGGGCUCGGGAAGACGGUGCAGACCAUCUCUCUCCUGGCGUACCUGGCCUGCCACAAGGGCGUGUGGGGACCGCACCUGAUCGUGGUGCCGACGUCUUGUAUCGUCAACUGGGAGACGGAGCUGAAGCGAUUCCUUCCGGGCUUCAAGGUGCUGACGUACUACGGCAACGCGAAGCAGCGCAAGGAGCUCCGGACGGGGUGGACCAAGCUCAACGCGUUCCACGUUUGCAUCACCUCCUACCAGCUAGCCGUGCAGGACGCCUCGAGCUUCAAGAGGAAAAAGUGGUACCACCUCAUCCUCGACGAGGCACAGAACAUCAAGAACUUCAAGAGCCAGCGCUGGCAGACGCUGCUGACGUUCAACUCUCAGCGGAGGCUUCUCCUCACGGGGACCCCGCUGCAGAACAGCCUCAUGGAGCUUUGGUCGCUCAUGCACUUCCUCAUGCCGCACGUCUUUCGAAGCCGGAAAGAGUUCAGCUACUGGUUCUCCCAGCCGCUGUCGCACAUGGUGGAAGGGUCGAGGGAGCGCAACGACGACCUGAUCCGGAGGCUGCACUCGGUCGUCAGACCGUUCCUGCUCCGGCGGUUAAAGAAGGACGUCGAGAAGCAGCUGCCGGGCAAGCACGAGCACGUGGUGAUGUGUCGGCUAAGCCGUAGGCAGGCGUCGCUGUACGAGGAGUUCAUGGCGAGGUCUUCCACCCGCGCCGCCCUCCAGGGGGGAAACUUCAUGGGGAUGAUGAAUAUCCUCAUGCAGCUCAGAAAGGUGUGCAACCACCCCGAUCUCUUCGAGGCGCGGCAGAUCGACAGCCCCUUCGUCCUGCCGCCGCUGGACCUGGGCGUCGGCACCCGAGUCUUGCGAAGCCGCUCGUCAUCGUCGUCGUCGUGGAUGCCCCCUUGCGGGUUUCCCACGAGGUUCGGAGGCGUUCUGUUCGAGGGCACGGCAACGGCGGCAACGGCGGCGGCGGCGGCAACCGGGGAUGGUGCGGCGACGGCGGACGGGAAGUUGGGUUCGGGGGAGGACGGGAGCGGGGAGAAGGCCGGGGCGGGGGUGGGAUCGAGGAGGAGCCCGGACGGGGGUGUUUCUAGGAGUCUCAUCGCCCCGCUAUGGGCGCACGAUCUGCGAGACGGCCUGCCGGGGCUAGACGUGCUGUCGACGGAGCUGCUGUCGAGGAGAGCCACCCCGGCCGAGGACGUGCUGAAGAUGCCCAGCAAGCUUCCUCUUUGCAUUCCAGACCCGACGCAGGUGGACAAGAGCUUGAAUCUCAUGCCCCAGGUGCUCUACAGGCUCACGAGAUUGCGCAAGACCCUGAGGGGACAAGCGAGAGAGCGGCGGAGACUGAUGGCGGCGAUAAGCCUCAACCGCUGCGGGCUCUUGCCGGGAGGAGGCGGGGGUGGGGCGGGGAUGGAAGAGGCCCAUCCCCUGAACUGGCGGCUCGUGAGAACAGCCAGGCUCCUCUACGGACACCCGACUCUCGAGGCGGCGCAGGCGGCGAGGGAAGGGGAUGCGCGCGUGCGGUUCUGGUGCCCGCUGGCCAUGAUGGGUUCGGUCAAGGGGCUGCGGGAGCGGUGCGAAGAGAUGCACACGUUGGUGGAGAGGUUUUGUUUCCUGGUGCCGAAGGUCAUGGCAUGGGCGCCCAACGUGGUUGGGACGCCGGACUUGGCGUCCAGUUUGGCGUUCGCGACGGGGAGGGAGCGGCUGAGAAGAGAGGUAGUGCGGAGAGGCGGCCUGUCCCUCAUCUAUCCGGCACAGAUCCGCCAGCGUAUCUGCUUCCCGGAUAGGCGGCUUGUCCAGUACGAUGCCGGAAAGCUGCAGGUUCUGGCGGGACUCCUGAGGAGCAGAAAGCAGGGGGGUCACAAGUGCCUCAUCUUCACUCAGAUGUCGAGGAUGCUGGACGUCUUGGAGGAGUUCCUCACCCUGCACGGGCACACCUACGUCAGACUGGACGGCAGCACCGGGGUCGAGAAGCGGCAGCGGCUCAUGGACAGGUUUAACCUGGACCCGAAGUUGUUCUGCUUCAUCCUCUCGACGCGGUCGGGCGGCCUCGGCAUUAACCUGACGGGGGCGGACACGGUCAUAUUCUACGACUCGGACUGGAACCCGGCCAUGGAUGCACAGGCUCAGGACCGGGCCCACCGCAUCGGUCAGACGAGAGAGGUACACAUCUACCGCCUCGUCACGUCGAGCUCCAUCGAGGAGAACAUCCUCAAGAAGGCGCAGCAGAAGCGACACCUCGACUUCCUGGUUAUGACGGCGGGCAAUUUCAGCGGCGGCGGAGAGGGCCAGGAGAACCCGAUGGACUAUAUGAGCGCCGGCGGCCUCAAGGAUAUCCUCGGGGGAAACACGCUCGACGCCGACGCGGCCGCUGCAGGUGCCGGUGCCGGUAGCAGCGGCGGCAAUGGCGGGGAAGGGACGGCAGGCGGAGCAGGAGGCGGCGGGGGUAAGGCUGGAGGUGGUUCAGAGGGGGGCGGCGGGAAGGACGGUGGUAAGCAAGACGACGUGGAGGCAGGCAGGGCGUUGGAGAAGGAGGCCGCUGACGAGCAGCUCGAGUUCGACGAGAACGGUGCUUCGAGCAAGGACGAGGAGAAGGAGGACGACAACGACGGCGACAACGAUGACGCCACGGCUGCGGCGGCGGCGGCCGACGGCGGUAGCGGCAAGGGAACGGCCAACGGCGGCGACGGGGGGUUCGGGGACGACAAGGAGAAGACGGACAAGGAGCUGGAGGAGGAGUUCGCCGCAUGGCAGAACAAGGUAGGGCCCGACGUGUCGGCGCUGGAGUCUUCCCUGGCCCCCAUCGAGCGCUACGCUCUGCGCGUACGAACGGACGUGGACCCCUACUACAGCCUCUACUUCCGGACGGAGGCGCAGCGGCGGGAGGAGAUCGAGGCCGCUGGGGGAGACCUUGACGUGGACGCUAUCGAAGCGGAGAAGGAAAUGGAGGAGCGGCGGCAGAUGGAGUCCGGAGAGCUCCUGGCUUGCCACGUGCGGAUCAAGGACUCGAAGCGGCAGCGCGACAUGUUCUCCCGGGAGCGUGCGAGGGCCGUUUCCGAGAGAAAAAAACGCCUCCUGACCGGCGACGCCUGGGAGUUGCGACCAGACGCCGUGUCGAAGAUGCCCUUCUGGUACAACAGAGAUACAGGGGACCGGACGAGCUUUUCUCGCAGCAUAGCCUUGUCCAGGCUACAGAGGGUGAUGCGGUAUCUGAAGGCGACACCGGACAGGAUGUGUGCAGCGGAGGUGUGCCAACCAUGGUUGGAAGGGGCUCGUCACAAAACCUUCAAGCUGAGGGUGCUCCCGGUAGAAGCAGGCGUUCGGGACGCUGCCGCCCUGGCGCAGAAGCUCGCCGCCGCCGCCGCGGCCGUGCAAGCCCAAAAUCAAACCGCUACCUCCGCCGCCGCUGCCACCACUACUACCGCGGACGGCUCCGCAGCAGCAACCUCGUCAGACGACCUGUCGUCGGACAGGGCUGUCCGCAUCCUCGGCGAGGCCACCGACCCCUCCAGAGUCCUCGUCGAGAUGACCGGCUCUGUGCGCUGGACGGCUCCCAAGGGGCUCGUCGUCGGGGUUUCCCUCAGGCGCCCGAGGCCGUGCCCUGACAAGGGGCCCCUUAUCAAGGUCGAUAGUGGCGGCAAUCUACAGCUCUCCGCCUGCCACGUGAACAACAAGCAAGCGGGGGAGGCCUCCCCCGGCCUGGAAGUCACCGACGCCAACUCCAUCCUCUUCCUGGAGCGGUGCCGGGUGCAGGACGCCCGGGGCGACGGCGUCAGCUGCGGGCCCGGCGGCUCGGUCGCUGUGGUCGGCUGCGAGAUCUCCGGCAGCGGGGGCGCCGGGGUGCUGGUCAGGGGCGGCGGCCGCGCCGUCCUGAACGACUCGUACGUGUACUGGAACGGCGGGGCCGGGGUCCGGGUCGAGCCCAGGGCCGUCAUGUCGCUGGAGCACAACGACUGCUCGCUCAACAAGGGCGGGCCGAUGCACUCGGAAGGCAUGAUUAGGGUUUCCCGACGGAACUGUUGCGUGAUGUCCAAGAGGGACACAGCCCCGCUCCCGGAAGGAUUCCGUGCCCAGGACCAUGCCGCGAGACACGCACCCUACUACGAGGGGCGCGGGGACGAUAGCCUCGACGAUGCGGCCUCGUCUUCCUCCUCUGACCACGAAGACGUCGAUGCUGGCGUGAAUGGGGACGGCGGCGGAGGCGGUGUCAAGAGGAAGCGGGACGGGGAGAACGGCGGCGGCGAGGGCCGCGGCGGCGAUGCUGCCGCCACUGGCGGCGCGGCGACUAUCCCCAAACUCGGCGAUCGGUCUUUGGCGGCUACGGCGACGACCGUGGCAAACGGGGGGAGCACUGCCGGCGUUGGCGGCGCUCCCGUUGCCCCAGCAGCAGCACCGCCAGCAGCAGCAACAGCGACAGGAAGGCCAGCAGGCGUGGCAGCAAGAGGAGGAGUAGCAGCCGCCGCCGCCGCUGUCGCCGCCGCUCCGGCUAGCGCGGAGCAACGGCUCUCUCACCCCCUUCGCCACGGCCAAGCCCAACCGCUGGUUCACGGGCAGUCGGCGACGACGGUGGCGGCGGCGGCGGCGCUCGGGAGAAGCGUCGCUGCCUACGCGGCACGGAACACCUACCAGCAAGCUUGGAUGCCGUCUCCGGCGACCACCGCGCAGCCUGCACGGGUGUCUUCAACGGGUACCCCGACCCCGACGGCUGGGCCUCCGGCGCCGUCGACCUCUGGGUGGGCAGACAUCAGCAGCAGGGGUCUGGCGGGCGGGGGUAGCAGCAGUGGCCAGUCGUCAAGGUCGAACGGAGCAAGGAGCGCCGGUCCUUCUUCGUCUGCGUCUGGCGUCGGUUCUUCCUCCUCAGCCGGUGCCGCCGGUGCCGGUGCUAGCGGAGGUGGACGCUCCUUGGGACGGGGAAGCGGCGGCGCAGAAGGCGCGGCGGCGGCGGCGACGACGACAAUGCCGGCGGCGGUGGGGAUUUCCGGUCGGAGGACGGGGCCCGCUUCUUCGGGAGCGGCCACGGUUCGCGCGGCAGCGGCCGCCGCCGCCGCGCAGGCGCGGGCGCCGGGGGGCUACACGUCGACCGCGGAGUACCUCGGCCUUCGCGCCCUCCUGGCGCCGGCGCCGGCCUCUGGCUCCGUCCAGCCCCAAGCCCGACCGUCGCCGGCGCUCGUUAGCCCCACCACCG
Molecule: messenger RNA, 8452 nt
Organism: Ectocarpus siliculosus
Lineage: Eukaryota; Phaeophyceae; Ectocarpales; Ectocarpaceae
Source: the annotation of a GenBank genome assembly